AUGGCUGAAUUGAAGGCAAGUGAAGCUUGGAUCGACACUGCUAGGAAGUCUACAGACAAGACUCCCCAGGAACUGAAGGCACAAGAGCAAUAUUACGCAAACACCGAGAUUCAAGAGCAUCAGCAUGUCCUCGACACUGAAGACGCUCGUGAUGCUGAACGCAAAUAUAUGAAGAAGUUGAACCUUAUCGUUUUGCCCACAAUCUCGGCCUUGUACUUCUUCGAGUAUUUGGACAGAGGCAAUAUAGCAAAUGCCAAAUUGUUGGGCAUUGAUAAAGGCCAUGACACUCCAGACAACGGUGUUGGCCCAGGAACCCAGGAACUGUCCUCGACGCAGUGGCAAACGGUGAUCAUGAUCUUCUACGUUGGCCUCAUUCUAUUCCAGGUUCCCGGUUGUAUCGGUUACCGGGUCUUUCCGCCUUCCAAGUGGAUCGCUUUUGGAGUCUGCGGCUGGUGCGCAGUCUGCGUGCUUCAAACAGUGGCAUUUAAUUGGGCCGCUUUGCUCGUUUGUCGAGUAUUCCUCGGUGUUUUUGAGGGACUUUUCGGUACUGGAAUCGUCUACUACCUGAGCAUUUGGUACCACCGUGAUGAACUCGGUAUACGGGUUUUCUGGUUUCUUGGACCGACAGCCAUUGCAGGGCAAGAAUACACAAACGCCCAAUCCUUUUGGAGAUUGUUAACCAUCGGCCAUAUUCAGUCCAGCGUUCAGCAAUGGAAGCUUCUUUUCAUAAUUGAGGGUAUCCCCGGUUUCUGCCUUGGUCUUUUCUGCCUCUAUUGGCUACCUGAUCGGCCAACGAAGAAUUCGAGAUUCAAAGGCAUACUGCAGAAGGUUGCACUUGCUCGUUAUUGGAGGGAGACCACGGACCAAAAUCCUGGUAUCAGCAAGAAGCAUUUUAUGCUAGCUCUGACCGAUUGGAGACUUUAUGUCCAAGCGGCGAUAUAUGUCCCUACGGCCGCGUUGUUGUCCUCAAUCUCGGGAUUUCUGCCCUCAAUUGUCAGAAGCUUGGGGUACAAGGCUACAACUUCUGCAAACCUGAUGACUGUUCCACCAUAUGCAUGUGCGUUUGCGUUGAUGUAUGUCACAUCAUGGCUCUCGGACCGAUAUCGAAGCCGAGGAAUUCCGAUUUUCAUUCUUUCCUCUACUGCAGCUGUGAUGUAUGCUUGUCUCGCGAAUUUGGACAAUAAUCAUUUAUCUGCAAAAUAUGGCUGCAUGUGCAUCGCUGUCGCAUGUGUCUACGCAACUUAUCCUCCAAGUCAUGCAUGGGCUGCGAACAAUUUUGGCAACGAAACCAAAAGAGCUGUUGGAAUGGGCGCGUAUACUGCGAUGGGGAAUCUAGGCUCAAUAGCGGGCUCGUUCUUUUAUCCCUCUACCGAUGCGCCGCAGUAUCGGAAAGGACAUUAUCUGUGUUUUGCAAUGUCGAUUGCAACCGCAGUUAUAACAUUGGCAAAUACCAUGACACUCCACCGGAUUAACCGUCAACGCGAUCGACAAUACGGGACACCGCAAAAAGGACAGUCUAUCGAUGUUUCAGAAGACGCCGACGCCAACCCGAUGUUCCGCUACAUGAUCUAA
This is a messenger RNA of Cladophialophora bantiana CBS 173.52, 1572 nucleotides long. RefSeq lists its product as uncharacterized. Gene Ontology annotation, biological process: transmembrane transport. The transcript is spliced from 7 exons. Gene Ontology annotation, cellular component: membrane. Gene Ontology annotation, molecular function: transmembrane transporter activity. The record is from RefSeq and is a predicted model, not a curated record. Lineage: Eukaryota; Fungi; Ascomycota; Eurotiomycetes; Chaetothyriales; Herpotrichiellaceae. Bases 1 to 1572 code for a protein of 523 amino acids.